This is a messenger RNA of Lichtheimia ornata, 1683 nucleotides long. RefSeq lists its product as uncharacterized. The coding region runs from base 1 to 1683 and encodes 560 amino acids. NCBI's taxonomy places the organism in Eukaryota, Fungi, Mucoromycota, Mucoromycetes, Mucorales, Lichtheimiaceae. Gene Ontology annotation, molecular function: DNA-binding transcription factor activity; protein dimerization activity. Gene Ontology annotation, cellular component: RNA polymerase II transcription regulator complex. The transcript has 5 exons. The record is from RefSeq and is a predicted model, not a curated record. Gene Ontology annotation, biological process: positive regulation of transcription by RNA polymerase II.
AUGGACACUGUACAUCCGGACGAUUCCAAUCGUGUGCUGCCCUCAGCUCGAGAGCUUCUGAUGCAUGGUCGAGAUCCUCUUGCAAACAACUACAAUGGUCAACAACAAGACCCCAAUGCAGACAAGAUGCAAAUUGACGAGCCUUCAUUCCACCCACCCGAAACAACCGAACACACUAAUGGCCCCGUUGCUUUUGCAUCGGAUUCAGUGACCAAACCGCAUUUGCCUUCGAUCACCAAUGCACAGCCUUGUUCGCCAAUACCGCACCCAGCCAACGCCACUGGCUCACCUUCCUAUGCUUCAGAUGAAUAUCUUCGACACCGUAUGUCUGAUAUGAGUGUAUCGUCAUCAUCAAUUCAUCCUACUGGUGGUGGAGCUACUCCAAGAGCCAUGUCGCCGGCGUAUGAGCCGAAUAGCAAUAGUGCUGCAAGCCGACCCUUGUCGCCAUUGGAGCCUAGUUCACAAACAACACCUUCUCAUUAUGAGUCCUAUUCUCGACGUGGAUCCAUGACAGACUUUAUGUUCCACAACAGCAAUAACAGUGGUGCAUCACCUUUGGAAUUCCGUAGACCCACCAUCCCCGACUUGAACAAUUUACCAUUGCCUACUUCUUCAGCCAAUGCUAGUCGUCGUGGUUCUCUUGCUACCGUCAUCACUGAUUAUGAUUAUCCUUCACGAUCUCCUUCACCAGCUCCUUACAACAAACCAUCCAAUACGUCCACAACUACAACAGCUGCUGCUGCUGCUGCUGCUGCAUCUCCCAUGAUGGAUUAUGGUCGUCGUGAUUCUUUACCAUUUCAUCCUACUGCUACGACACCAGCAAACAAUCACUCUACUCCAUCUUCAUCGUAUGAUCCAUUUCAACGUCGUCAUUCGAUUGCUACCGCUGAAGUACCCAAUAGUAAUCGUGCACCUACAUCCAAAUACAGAGCAUUCCGUUUCCCGGCAACAAUCCCCGAGUCACCUAGUCAGCAUGGUCCUUAUUCUGCACCAUCUAGUCCACCUGAUUCAUCCACACAACCAACAGCAGAAUCUUCAGCAGCAGCAGCAACGAAUGCUCAUGUUGCACGAUAUGCACGUCCCGCAGCACAGCAGUAUCAUCACCCAUCCUCUGAUGUUCAUCCCCAUUUCAUGCAACAACAACAACGGCAUCAUCCUUAUAGCCCAAGUGGUCCUGUUUUGCAUCAUCGUCGUCGUUCCAUUAUGAUGGAUGAGCUUGGUGCUAGUAGCAGUGGUCCCAUAUUGGCAAGACGUGCUUCCAUGCCUGUAGUGAGCACUGGUGUUGGUAGUAGCAGCAGCCAUCAGCAUCGAUCACCCCAUGAACAAGAUUAUUAUGCAUCAGCAUCCAAUUCAUCCGCAGCUGAGGAUGAAAGAUCACAGCAGCGUCGAUCCGAAACACCUUAUUCACGCAGCCCAGAAUUACGUGUGAGCCACAAAUUGGCUGAACGCAAACGACGCAAGGAAAUGAAGGAAUUGUUUGAUGAAUUACGUGAUUCGUUGCCAGUGGAAAAGAACCUAAAGACAAGCAAAUGGGAAAUUCUCAGCAAAGCCAUCGAGUACAUCACUUUGCUUAAACGCCGUGAUUUCGAAAUGGAAAAUGAAGUUGCUCUCCUUCGACGAGAAGUCUCCAUGCUCAAACGUGAUCGAGGAGCAAGCAGCUCCAAUUAUGGUCCACAAUUCUGA